GCGUUGGUAAAAAGCAAAAAGCAUUUUCCACAACGGAAUUGGAUCUCUCCGAGUCAGCCCUCCGAUGCCCCAAGAACCAGAGAGAAAGAACAAAUUUAGCUGAGGGAAAGAACACGGUUCUUCAAUCCUCAGUCACUGACCAUCUUUCUCUGAAUUAUUUGAAGCCUCAUCAGCUUCAGCUGGUAAGAACCCAGUAUUUUUUUUUUUUCGAUUUUUUGUUAAUUUUGGUUAGGAACCGAUUAAGAUCAUGUAUUAUUAGCAAACCCAGAUAAUGUUUUGUCUCUGUAGAAUCUGUUGUGAUGGUUCUUGAUGAUUUGGGGUUGCCUGUGUGUCCUGGAAGAAGGAGGAGGAGGAGGAGAAGAAGAAAUGUAAAGCAGACAACCUCAAAAAUUUUAGAUAAGGCUGAGCUGUCUGAGAUCCAGGAAUGCCCAAGUUACGUGUAAAAAAAGGUUUCACCUUUGUCUGGUUUUCAUGUGAUCUUGUUGUGUUAGUUUUCUUUUUCCUAGGUUGUUUCUCAUGAACCCUUUUGCUUUCUCUUGUUGGAUUUAUAGAAAAAGGUGAGAUUGCAGUGGUUUUCAUGUGCUUAUGUGUAUAUCUAAAGGUUGGUGGUUAGGAUAGGGUUUUGGUUUUAUGUGGCUGAUUUUGUGCCAGAAGGAAGAGUUUGGUGAGCUAAGAACCCUAUAUAAGAACUCGAUUCACCAGUUAAAUCAUAAAGUUUUAGUCACUUGGAGAGGUUAUAGAUCCAUUGUUUCCCACGAGAUCUGAUUACCCCAUUGUAUUCUGCUCAUUUGAGAGAAUUGGUGGGUGGAUCAGUAGUAUAAUUUGCGGAAGUGGGGAUAUUGACCGAAUUAAGAACUUACCUCCGGAUCGUUGCUAGAAAUUUACCCCGGUUGAUUGAAGGUAAAUGUCAAAUGUUACAAAGAUAAGGAGAUUGAUGGAAGACAUGUCUCCAGCAGUUGCAGUGACUCUUAGUUUAGGUAAUGCUAUAUGUGAUAGUGCCGGAAUUGGAGCCAAUGUGGAGUUCACAUGGCUAAAGCUUGUAACAGACUCGGGAAACUUGUCUUCAGAUUCCUCUAAGGUGGUUCCUUUAGAGUCAGUCGCUUGCAGUAAAGGAAGUUCCGAUGAUAUUGAAAGCAAAGUUAGUGUGGUUCUGCCAUCACGAGACGAUGAUGGUGGAAACACUUCUGUUGCUAAUAAUGUCAUGGUUCAAGAAAGUGAGGAAGUGCAAAUCUUAGCCUCUAGAUAUGAUACUAAUGGAAUUGUUAGUGAGGAAUUGCUGAAGUUAGAGAUGGGGUCUGCGAUAAGCUUGCCAGAUGAUGUGGAGAUUGGAAAAAUUAGUGAAGGGAAGAUUGUUGCAAAAGCUAUUGUCUUUGUAGAAUCGGCUGUUGGGAAAAUGGCUUCUGGGGUUGUUGCAGCAGUAAGCCCUGCUUCUGAGUUAUCAGAUAAAUCUGAAUUAUCAACCUCUAUGGUACUUAUCCAUGCAAAUAGUGAGAAGAUUGUCGGUAAAGCAGGCAACCGGAGUGUUUUUGAGCUCAAUUGUAUUCCCCUCUGGGGUUCUGUAUCAAUUUGUGGAAGACGACCAGAAAUGGAAGAUGCAUUUGCUGCUGUUCCUUGUUGUAUCAAUAUUCCAAUCAAAAUGCUUGUCGGUAAUCAAGUGUAUAAUGGAAUGAGCCAAAGUUUGAGCCACCUAACCAGUCACUUUUUUGGCAUUUAUGAUGGCCACGGCGGCCCUCAGGUUGCUAACUUUUGUAGUGAGCGGCUCCAUUUGGCUUUGGCCGAAGAGCUUGGAGUCAUUAAGGACGACUCUGGUGAUGGGAUUACGGAAGAAACUCAGCAGUUGCAUUGGGAGAAAGCAUUCACUAAUUGUUUUCAAAGGGUUGAUGAUGAGAUUGGAGGAAAAGUAAGCAGAGGCAUCAUUGAAAGCAAUGCAGAUGCUUCUGAAGUUAGUUUUGAGCCUAUUGCCCCGGAAACUGUUGGGUCUACAGCUGUGGUUGCAUUAGUUUCGUCAUCCCAUAUUAUAGUUGCAAAUUGUGGUGAUUCAAGAGCAGUUCUAUGUCGUGGCAAACGAGCGAUACCAUUAUCAGUCGAUCAUAAACCAAACAGAGAAGACGAAUAUGAAAGGAUUGAGGCAUCUGGUGGCAAGGUAAUACAGUGGAAUGGGCACCGUGUUUUUGGAGUUCUUGCAAUGUCAAGGUCCAUUGGGGAUAGAUAUUUGAAACCGUGGAUAAUUCCAGAACCAGAAGUCAUGGUUGUCCCUCGAGCUAGAGAUGACGAAUGCCUUAUUUUAGCUAGUGAUGGUCUAUGGGAUGUUAUGACGAAUGAGGAAGCUUGUGAAGUGGCUCGAAAACGCAUUCUGCUAUGGCACAAAAAGAACGGGGCUACACCUCUUGCGGAAAGGGGAACAGGAGUUGAUCCUGCAGCUGGGGUAGCUGCUGCCUACCUUUCAACCCUUGCCCUCCAGAAGGGAAGCAAGGACAACAUCUCUGUGGUUGUGGUGGACUUGAAAGCUCAAAGGAAGUUCAAGAGCAAAUCCUAAAAUUUGGAGGGGAACUAUUCACCUGCAUCGGAUGGUUUUGGCUGUCUCCUUACUAUCUGAAAAGUAUUUAAAGAGCGUGGUUCGUUCAUUUUCUCGUCGGCUCAAUGUGUCUACAAGCAUAAAAAUCUGUGUUUACUAUGUACUGUAGAAACUGUAAUGCAAUGCCAUGUGUUUUUUCUUGUUUGUGCCGGAGUUCUAGAUACCGAUUGUAUGAAAAUGAGGUUACUUCGGCUUUAGAUGGAGAGCCACUCGUAACUCGUUUGUAUUUUGUGUACGGUUUCGGAUUUCUCUGUUCUGUGGCCUCUGCCCUUUCUUUUAGGGUAAUCCAAUUUUGGACCUAUA
Molecule: messenger RNA, 2878 nt
Organism: Pyrus x bretschneideri (Chinese white pear)
Lineage: Eukaryota; Viridiplantae; Streptophyta; Magnoliopsida; Rosales; Rosaceae
Product: protein phosphatase 2C 16-like
Biological process (GO): protein dephosphorylation
Molecular function (GO): cation binding; protein serine/threonine phosphatase activity
Source: RefSeq, a predicted model, not a curated record